Messenger RNA from Penicillium cosmopolitanum, 1092 nucleotides. RefSeq names its product DUF2406 domain-containing protein. The coding region runs from base 1 to 1092 and encodes 363 amino acids. The record is from RefSeq and is a predicted model, not a curated record. Lineage: Eukaryota; Fungi; Ascomycota; Eurotiomycetes; Eurotiales; Aspergillaceae. The transcript has 5 exons.
AUGGCCGCCCCCCCAACCGCCCGUUUCCUCCUCUCCUCGCCGAAGUCCGUCAAAUCCGACAAUUCUCGCCGAACAAGCACCUCCGGGAAUAAGAUUCACCUCUCGGAAUCUCACGAGGAGAAAGAAAGGCGCAAUCUUCACACAAAGGCAGACCCGACCGUCGCCAUGAAUGAGUUGCAGCCCAAUGACAUUGCGCUCCAGAAGUCCAAUCUGAGCUCUCUGCGAGAUAUCCAACAUAAAGAUCAAUUUGGAAAUCUCAUCACCGAUCCCGACUGGUCAAACCCUACCCGAUCCCGAUCUGAGCGACCGCUAGACACCAUCCGAUCGUUCGAAGCCGCCAUCUAUGGCACAUACAACAGUACCCGACCGGUAUCAUACGCUCGGACAGGUUCGUUCACCUCCCAAUCCACAGACAAACCUCAAAACCCAGGCUCAUGUAUUCCAAUAGAAGACGCAGCCUCCCAAAUGGGCGACUACAGCCGACGAACAAGCUACUAUGGAGGACAAGGUGGAUACAACCGCGGAUACGAUCAAAGCAACUACCACAGCCGCAAUCAAUCACGACCCGACGAUCUCGCCGACGGCAAUCAAUACAACCAGCAAGAAAACUACUACCCCUACCAACAGCAGCAACAACAAAACGGCCGCCGACGGCCCCAUGUAUCAACCGACCAAACAAACUAUUACCAGAACAACAACUAUCACCAAUCCUACGACAACGUCACCGCAUCAGGCUCAGGUGGAUCCGCUCAAACAGAUCCAUACGGCCAGUCCACAGAUCCCAGCUCAAUGAAUAGCUCCGUGGACCAAUUGCAACAACACGCGUUAUUACAGCAACAGCAACAGCAGCGAAUGGACGACCGCGCACAGGAAUAUGGGUUCUCGUUCGGUAACGCGGCCCCGCUGAAUACUAAGGGUUUUCCGUCGGCGCCGCCGCCUGUCGCGAGCCCGACCAGUCCUGGCAGUGUGGCGCAGCAGCAUUUCGCUGCGCCGGCAAAUGGCGCGUUGAGGAAGAAGGCGCCUCAGACUGGAGCAGCGGGUGCUGGGGACAAGCGGAAGAGUUGGUUUAAGAGGCGGUUCAGUAAGGAUUAA